Molecule: messenger RNA, 864 nt
Organism: Pipistrellus nathusii (Nathusius's pipistrelle)
Lineage: Eukaryota; Metazoa; Chordata; Mammalia; Chiroptera; Vespertilionidae
Source: the annotation of a GenBank genome assembly
AUGAGAGUGUUGGCACCAGCCUGGAGCCCAACUACCUCCCUGCUGCUGCUGCUGCUGCUGAGCCCCGGCCUCUGCGGGACCCCAGACUGCUCCUUCCCCCACAGCCCCAUCAGCUCCACCUUCGCGGACACAAUCCGCAAACUGUCUGACUACCUGCUUCAAGACUACCCAGUCACGGUCGCCUCCAACCUGCAGGACGACAAGGUCUGCGGGGCCUUCUGGCGCCUCGUGCUGGCCCAGCGCUGGAUGGGACAGCUCAAGACUGUGGCGGGGACCCAGAUGGAAAAGCUGCUGGAGGAUGUCAACACGGAGAUAGACUUUGUCACCUCCUGUGCCCUCCAGCCCCUCCCUAGCUGUCUUCGCUUCGUCCAGACCAACAUCUCCCACCUCCUGCAGGACAUCUCCGCGCAGCUGCGGGCCCUGAAGCCCUGGAUCACCCGCCGGAAUUUCUCGGGGUGCCUGGAGCUGCAGUGCCAGCCGGACUCCUCCACUCUGCUGCCCUCAGCGAGUCCCCUGGGCUUGGCAGCCACAGCCCUGCCGGACCCUCAGGCCUCUUUGCUGUUCCUGCUGCUGCUGCCUGCGGCUCUGGCACUGCUGACCGCCGCCUGGUGCCUGGGCUGGCGGAGGAGGAGGCGGCGGAGGCCCUGCCCCGGGGAGCAGCGAACCCCGAGGCCCGGAGCGAGGAGCCAGCCUGCCGAGGACGCGGAGCCGGCGCUCGGAGGAAGCCAGCCGGAGCCCGGGGCCUGCCCGGGCGGCGCUGCCCCCGCCCCGGCGCCCCCGGCACAGAGGCCCCGCCAGCCCCGCCCGCCCGCCCCGCCCGCCCCGCUCUGUACGCGGCCCUCGUCCCCGGCAGCUUGUACAUAA